Messenger RNA from Nerophis lumbriciformis (worm pipefish), 1983 nucleotides. NCBI's taxonomy places the organism in Eukaryota, Metazoa, Chordata, Actinopteri, Syngnathiformes, Syngnathidae. The record is from RefSeq and is a predicted model, not a curated record.
AUGAACCACAGCCCUUCAGACCAGACUGUGCACAACUCCAACGAAGGCAGCCCAGAGGAUGACAAACACAGCGUCAUGGUGCCUUGCUUACGCAGAAACAUCUACGACGAGUCGCUUUCUUCGUACACCAACAGCUCGAUCAUAUCUCAACUUCUCCGAAAGAGCGCGCACAACAAAAGAGCACUAGACGAAAACCAUUUCUAUCUCUCCAACUCUACCGCCACCGACUCUGGGCAGGAGGACCGCAGCAGCGUGUCCUCAAAGGACAGCGCCGCAGAAGCGUCGUCCCCGAAUUGCCACAUUUCUACAAGGUGCAACUCAGAGGGAGAGCCUCCUACGACGGAUCAUCUCCAAGCGAAGCGAGCCCGAGUAGAGAAUAUCAUCAGGGUGAUGGCCGGCUCUCCCAACAACAGGACACUAGCGGACAACGAUCGGCCUGACGUCGAUUCUCGAGAGUCUAGAGAGGCGUACCGGGAGAAUAAACGCAAACAACGGUUACCUCAACAUCAGGAGCACAGCGUCGGAGGACCGGUGAGUCGAAAACCUCACAACGAUCGCGACGAUACCGACACCAAGGAUGAAGAGUGCCACAAACUGAAAGAGCAGCUCCACAGCAUGCAAAAGCUUUUACGCCAGCUCCAAGAAAAAUUCAUUCAAGUUUAUAAACAAGAAAGUGCAGAUCAAGACGACAACACGGGGGAAGCCAUUGACGGUCACACCGUGGUGGAAAGAAACCACACGGGCUCCGAGGACGGUUUCGAGAAAAAAAGAAGGCUGAUACCAGAGUGUGACGACAGAAUAAAAGUCGUCGGUCAUCCGGUUCACCAAAGAGAAAGUCAGAACCUUCGGGAAAUCUUGAAACAGGAGCUCUCCAGAGCGUUGAAUGACUGCGUGGACCGCGUGUUGACCAAGGCGUCUUCAUCAGGGCUCGAUCUGUCCCCCCAACAGCGAACGUGUCCAUCUCCGGAGACGCAGAUCAGUUUGAGUACAGGGAAAAAGAAGCGACAGGAGGGUUCACUGCACGAGCAGCCUGAAGAGAGCACCGCCAAGCCCCGCUCUUUGGAGUAUUAUGACAACUCAGAGGUGCACCAGGACCAGACAGAAGCGCUCUCGCUGGUGGUUCGCAAGCCCGUGACAUCGCCUCUGAGCUCUGUCACUUCCGCAGUGAAGCGACCCUAUCCUGUGCAUCAGACGCCAUUCCAGUUCAACUACAGUGCCCCGCUGCAUGAUAGUCAGAUCCUGGAGCACCUUCUCAAGUACGGUCCUCAUUCUAACUUUGGGGGUGUUCACUGCAUGCCCCAUUCAAUGGACAGGGCCUCUCCAGAGCCAGUUGAGCUACCUUGGGAUACCCUUGCAUUGAGAUCCAAAGUGACACCCAGCCACCUGAGCCACCACCCUCGUCCCUCCGCCCUGGGGUCCGUGACGGUCGACGCUCUGUGCCUCCCUCAUGUGAAACUAGAGUGCGGCGAGCUGCAAAGUAUGGCUGAACGAAAUCCCUACAUGACUCUCAAUAUCCAGGAGGGUCUCACCCCGAGUCACUUGAAGAAGGCCAAACUGAUGUUCUUCUACACUCGCUACCCCAGCUCCAAUGUCCUCAAGACAUUCUUCCCUGAUGUCAAGUUUAAUCGCUGCAUUACGUCUCAGCUGAUCAAGUGGUUCAGUAACUUCAGGGAGUUCUACUACAUCCAAAUGGAGAAGUUCGCCCGGCAAGCCAUUGUAGACGGCAUCAGUGAAGUCAAAGACAUCACGGUCAGCAGAGACUCGGAACUAUUUCGAGCACUCAACAUGCACUACAACAAGGCCAAUGACUUUCAUGUUCCAGACAAAUUCCUCGAGGUUGCUGAGAUUACUUUGCAUGAGUUCUACAAGGCCAUUUCUGUUGCCAAAGACUCAGACCCCUCUUGGAAAAAGGCAAUCUACAAGGUCAUCUGUAAAUUGGACAGCGACGUCCCGGAUGAGUUCAAGACGUCCUCCUAUUUGUAG